Molecule: messenger RNA, 3805 nt
Organism: Arachis duranensis
Lineage: Eukaryota; Viridiplantae; Streptophyta; Magnoliopsida; Fabales; Fabaceae
Exons: 3
Coding region: 898-3504 (868 amino acids)
Source: RefSeq, a predicted model, not a curated record
CCUUUGCUUUUGUUUUCAGAUUCUUCUUCUUCUGAUCUUAGCUAAUGCUUUACGAUUUCCAUAGCUCCACGUUUUUUUUAAUUUAUUCAAGCUGAAGUGCUUUUUCGUUAAAAGGUGUUUGUGUUGUUCCUUUUCUCAGCUUGUGGAGUUUUAUCGUUUCCAUUUUUGUUUUAUUACUAUAUUUUUUGGAACUCCAAACGAGGCGCUAGUGUUGUGGACUUGUGGUGUUUUUAGAUUCUCAUAGCAAAGUGCAUUUUGUGAGUGCUGAUUUUGGAAUCGGUAACUUCUGGCUAAGGUUUUUGGAAUCGCAGAAUCAACAGUAGUCGCUCAUUUUUUCAAUUUUUUUAUUUUUUAUUUUUAUUUUUUGCUAUAUCUCUUUGGAUUUAUCAAAAUUUGAGAUUGCGUUCGUUGCAUUGCAUGGACCACUUGUGUUUGUUUUUACUUUCUGCAUAUUUUGGUUCUCUUGAUGUAGGUUUUUGUCCCUAUGCUUCUCAUUGGCUUUACCUGUUUGAAUUUUGUUUAAACGAACGUUUUAUUUGUUUUUAUUGUUAUCUAUUUGUUCCCUUGUUUUUCUCAUACUUUUUACCCGUUCAACCGGGUCAAUUUUUGUUAUCAGAAUCGCUACAAUUGAAACCAGAAAAACUCCACUUAGCCACACACUUGAGCCUGGCCUUUGCCCUUUACUCACUAUUUACAAUUACAAUUUUUUUAGUCUUAUCCAUUCCUACCAUAUGUGGGAUUCUCCAUUUGCAUGUACCCGAGCUGUAAAGGUGAGACGAAGAAUUUGCUCAACUGCAAUCACUUUUGAAGAAAGGUAGUAGAUUGUUUCCAGAGUGGGAGUUCGGAAAGUCUAUGCAGUUGAUAUUAGGUUAGAACAUAGUUUAACCAUCUGCCAGCAUGAGCAGAAAACUUAGUGAUAGUUCAAAGCCAGAGAAAUCUUUUUUGUCAUAUGCUGAUCUUCAUCAUGAAAUCACCAAAAGUGAGGAAGAGAUUUCAUUAGAAUCCAAUGAUAAUCAUCUAAAGCAAGAGGACUGUAGAAUGGCAAGCGAGGAAGAUGAGCUGGUGAAGUACAUGUCAAAGUUGCCUGGCUAUUUAGAGAGAGGUGUAAAUAUUAACGAGAAGGUUUUGAAUGUUGGGGUCCUAGACUGGGCUCGUCUGGAGCAAUGGAAGUGUGGCUAUAAGCACGUACCUGAUAGAAGUAGCCAGAGCUUGUCAUCUACUAGUCAUACAUCAUCUUCUACAUCAGCAGAUGGAUUCUCUGGUAAGUCUAACAGAGGUCCUAGUUUGUCUCCUUGUCAAAGGAUAUUCCGUCCAUCAAUUCAAUCUCACUCUGUGGCAUCUUCAGUGCAAGAGAACCCUGGAGUUGUAAAAUCCUUUGGAGGAGGUGUUGGGAAUUUUCAGAAUGUUGGAGGAGGUCGCCAUAGUAACGGUGUCACAAAUGGCAAACAUGUUCGAGCUGGUGAUCAUCUUCCCCAAAACUAUCCUACCAUUAUACCCAAAGUAUGCAAAAGGGAAAGUACAAAUCCAUAUAAUGAUAGGGAAAGUGGCAUCUUGCCAAAUGUCCGUGGGUAUGAGACAGCAUCAUGUACUAAGCUGGAAAUCAACAAGCAAAAUGGUGGAUCGGAAAAGAGAGUGGAGAAUUUGAGCAAAUCAAAUAUUGAUACUGUUGACCAGGGUGCAGUCAGGGAAAGCAAACCCAUUGUCGUUCUUUUGCCUAGAGACAACCCCCAAAACAGUCAUUGUGCAGCUCCUAAUAUGCAAACAUCCUCAGAUUUUAAGUUAGGAACUCCUUCUCUGACAAAAUAUUCAGAAAAAGUUAAGGAACAUUCCCACAAACAUGCCUGUCAUCUGUCAAAUGAAGUUAGCAGUAGCUGUUCACAGUUUAAAGGGUCAGGAUCUAGUCCCACAGAUCUAGAAAGCAUCAAAGUUCCAGCCUCUACCAUUUCUGCACCAUUUCCUGUAAAAGGGGGAAUAAGCCCAUGCAAAUCUAGAAAGACUGAGGAAAGGAAACAAACAAUUGCCACAACUUUAUCUGCUAAUGGGCCUCCCCAUGGAAUAAAUCAGAAAGUAACUACUGAGAAGUCAAGAAGCUCCUCGCCUUUUCACCGCCUAGGCAUCAGCAUUGGCUUUACUAGCAAAUCUGGCUGUAAGGACACUUCGCAUGUGCCACAUCAGAGCUCUUCAGCAACUCUUAAAUCUAGUUCAGAACAUGUCAGGGGUUAUGCUAGGUCCAACAUAUCGGGCAAUGAUAGAGCUGGGGAUGCUGCCAAAAGCAGGACCAGCCCUUUAAGGAGGUUAUUGGAUCCACUGCUAAAACCGAAGGCAGCAACUUCCAGUCACUCCAUGGAGUCAUCUCAGAAAGAUUCAAUGUUAAUAAAUAAGAAUUCCAGGUUAAGUAAUGAGAAAAUCUCUAUUCUUAUGCCUGAAAGAGAAUCGGACAGGGACCACAGGGUAGGUUGUGCCACAAUAAAUGCUGCUAAUUCAUCAAAGGACAAGAAAUACAUGGCAUCAACGUUUCAAGGUUUUUUGAGAAUUGCUGUGAAAAAUGGCCAGCCCCUUUUCACAUUUGCUGUUGACAACAAUAGCAACAUUCUAGCAGCCACUGUGAAGAGCUUACCUGUCUCAGCAGAGGAUGAAUGCAAAUGUAUAUAUACCUUUUUUACCUUUAGGGAAAAUAAGAAGAAGAAUGGAAUUUGGAUGAAUCAAACAGGCAAAAGCAAAGGUCCUGAUUACAUUCACCAUGUUGUUGCCCAGAUGAAGGUUUCUGAUUUGCACCAUUAUGAUUCAGCCAGUCAGAACUUUGUGAACUCUUCAGCGAAAGAGUUUGUUUUGUUUUCAGUAAAGCCAAGGCAGGGUGAUUCUCAGGUCACUGACUACCAGCCAAAUGAUGAGCUUGCUGCUAUUGUUGUCAAAUCACCUAGAGCCAUCAACGUCAUGAAGUACGAGCAUCAGAGCAGUUGUCAAAAUGACAUUAUUAAAAACAAUGUAGGGGUAACAGUGGUGCUUCCUGGUGGUGUUCACAGUCUUCCAAGUAAUGGUGGGCCUUCUUCACUAAUUGAGCGAUGGAAAACAGGUGGAUCAUGUGAUUGUGGUGGUUGGGAUUUGGCUUGCAAACUUAAGAUUUUUGCAAAUGAAAAACAUACCUGUGGAAAAUCAGGAACGUCCAAAGCUUAUCUUUCAGAUCGAUUUGAGCUUUUCCUCCAGGGGAAUGACCAAGACCAAGGACACCAACCUGCUUUCAGUUUUUCCCCAUUCAGACCUGGUAUAUAUUCAGUAGCUUUUGAUUCGUCGCUCUCACACUUGCAAGCUUUCUCCGUCUGCAUUUCGCUAGUGGAUGGCAGGAUGCCAUAUGAACUUUGUCGAUCAAGAGACUCCACUGGAGUAAAAAACCUGAGAGAAAUGAUGUUGGCACAAACAGAAGAAUUAAAGGCUUUUGGUACUUCGGAGGACACUCCUGCAAGUUAUGUGGCUUAUCCUCCUCUCUCUCCUGUUGGUAGAGUCUAAAGUUAAACAUGGAGUAGAGUCUACUUCUGAUAUUUCCUUAACUGCAUUGAAUGUGCAAUAAGAGAAACCCGAAAAGAAUGGUUUUCCCACAGAGAUUAGCAUCAGUUACUCGAAUCUACCGCAUAUAGAUAAUAGCUUCACAAGUUCAUGACUUGAUCUGUUGUGGCAAAGCGGAAUAUGAGAGAAGAAUGAUAAUCCCUUUUUACUCCAUUCUUCCAACAGAAGCAGGUAUUCAAAUUGUACUGUUUGAUAAACUAUGAUUAUGAGAUAUCAAUCAAUGAAGUGUGAAUAGUUGAAGCAA